CACUGAUUGUCUCGGCAUUCUCUAUCUCUAAUCUCUCACUAAUAUAUUAUUAUUUUAUUCGUUUCUGCUUCCUUGAUUUUGCAUUUUAUAAUCUAAAAUAAUGCUUAUCAAGUCUUCAACUCCAACCCCAUUUGCUCUUUGCUUUUUGUCUUCGGUUGGUUCUCGAAAACAAGUUGAAAAGAGUAGCUAGCCAAAGAGAGGAAGCAGAAAGUAAAGAUCUGUUGAGUGGUAGAAAGUAGAAAAUCACAUGCAACAACCCUCCCUAACUGCCUUCCUUGGCCUAGGUUUUUGGUAGCAAAACACAGACACAGAAGGGGGGAGAGAGAGAGAGAGAGGGAAGAGAGAUCCUGUUUCGUUCCAAACAGCACACUGAAGAAAUGACUAAAGGAGAAGACUUUAAGCUCCUCAAAAUCCAGACUUGUGUUCUCAAAGUGAACAUUCACUGUGAUGGGUGUAAGCGGAAAGUGAAGAAACUCCUUCAGAGAAUUGAAGGUGUUUAUCAAGUUCAAAUGGAAGCAGAGCAGCAGAAAGUGACAGUUUCAGGAACUGUGGAUUCAGAGAGCUUGAUCAAGAAACUGGUUAGAGCCGGUAAACAUGCCGAGCUCUGGUCAUCUCAGAAGACAAAUCAGAACCAAAAGCAGCAGAAGAACAACAAUAAUUGUGUCAAGGAUGACAACAACAAAGGGCAGAAGCAAGCUGGAGCAGUGAAGGGGCUUGAGGCAGCCUUGAAAAACCAUAAGAAAUUUCCUGCAUUUAGUUCUGAGGAUGAUGAUGACUGCUACUAUGAUGAUGAUGAGGAAGACGAUGAAGAUGACGAUGAACUAAGGUUCAUCCGCGAGAAGGCAAAUCAGCUGAAUCUGCUCAGGCAGCAAGCAGCAGCAGCAGCUGGUGCUAAUGGUGCAAAAAAAGGAGCUGGAGGAGCCAUUGCUGCUGCUUUCAACAAUGGCAAGAUGAACAACAACGGUGGAAAUCACAACAAUGGCAAGAAGGGAGGCCCCAAUCAGAAUAUGGAAAACAAGGGUACUGCUCAUUCAGCUGGAGGGCUUGACCAAAAAUCAAUGGCUUCUCUGAAAAUGAACAAUGCGCAUAUGGGUGGUGGAGAAAAACUCAAUCUUGGAGACCCCAAAAGGGCUAACGACAUUGGAACUAUGAUGAGUUUAGCUGGAUUUCACAGCAAUACUAGUCCUAAUAAUCCUGGGAGUGCCACUGUUCUGGGCAACCAUUUCAGUGGAUUUACAGGAUCCUCUUCUCCAGGACUACCCAAUGGAGCUUUUGCCACUUCUGGUCAUCAAUACCCAUCACCAGUGGUGAACAUGAAUGGAUUCAACAACCAAGCAUCUUCAUUGAUGAACAUGAACAUGAAUAUGCAUCCUAGGCAUGCCUUCCAGCAACAACCCCAGAUGAUGUAUCAAAGGUCCCCUGUAGUUACUCCUAACACAGGCUAUUACUGCUACAACUAUAACAACUACAUCCCUCCCAAUUGCUCCUAUGCCUUACCUAAUAAUUAUUACCCUGGGAAUGAUCAUUCUGCAGCUCAUAUGUUCAGUGAUGACAACACUAGCAGCAGCUGCUCAAUCAUGUAGUAGUGACAGAUUUAUAGAGUGCUAAAAGGCUGAAACAAAGUUCGAAUUGACCUGCAUGUCUAUCUGCUUUACCAAGCUUUUUAGUAGCAACUUUGACUGUAAAUUUAGUGAGCCUACUGCAAGCACGUAUUAAGAAGAAUGCUUGUGAACUAUUCAGUGCUCUUACUGUGUUGUAUUAGGAGAUGUAUGUUUGGUUUAUUGUCUUUAACAAAGUAUGCUUUGAUUGUUC
Molecule: messenger RNA, 1812 nt
Organism: Prosopis cineraria
Lineage: Eukaryota; Viridiplantae; Streptophyta; Magnoliopsida; Fabales; Fabaceae
Product: heavy metal-associated isoprenylated plant protein 37-like
Exons: 3
Coding region: 378-1583 (401 amino acids)
Molecular function (GO): metal ion binding
Source: RefSeq, a predicted model, not a curated record